UCACAAUUUACGAAUCGCAAACUGCGAAUACUGUGAUCAGUGCGAUCUGUCAUAUUUGGUGAUUCUGGUCACAGCUCAGCCGUCACGGGUCAUAAGAACGUUGCAGGACACAUCCGACCAUUCGGAUCAUGAUUGAGAGCAUCGUGUUCAACGCAUUUGGAGUGUAUUGAAAACAAAAAGUGUCCGGCGACAUAAUUAAAUAAAACGAGUAUUUUGUCGCAGCUCGCCUGUGCUUUUCCCUUAAAAUGCCGGUGAGCAUAGCGUGAUCUCUAAGAUGAAAAUUCGGAGCUGCGCGUAGGCAAAGUGUGUUUCUUCUCUCGAAUUUCUGGCGAGAAUAUAUAACUGAGAAUAAAAUAGUAAACCCCAUCGCGUGCACGAUGACCACAUUAAGCGGAUUUAUAGAAUUCUUCCAGAAAGGCAAGACGUUUAGGCCAAAGAAAAAGUUUGCUCACGGAACAUUGCGUUACUCUUUAUACAAGCAAGCUCAAGCGUCUCUUAAUUCUGGGAUCAAUCUGAGAUCUGUCGUCAAAUUACCUCCCGGAGAAGAUAUGAAUGACUGGAUUGCCGUUCACGUUGUGGAUUUUUUCAAUAGAAUAAAUCUGAUAUAUGGUACUGUGUCCGAGUACUGCGAUUCAGCGUCUUGUCCAGCAAUGAGCGGUGGAGCACGUUUUGAAUAUUUGUGGGCAGACGGUGAAAAAUAUAAAAAGCCAACAGCGUUACCAGCGCCACAAUACGUUGCUCUUCUCAUGGAUUGGAUUGAAGCUCAAAUAAAUAACGAGACAGUUUUUCCAGUGUCAACAGAUGUGCCAUUUCCCAAAACAUUUAUACCAUUAUGUAGAAAAAUCUUGACCCGCCUCUUUCGAGUUUUCGUUCAUGUGUACAUCCAUCAUUUUGAUCGCAUUGUAGCAAUAGGAGCAGAAGCGCACGUGAAUACAUGUUACAAGCAUUUUUACUAUUUUGUGACAGAAUUUGAUUUAAUUAAUCCUAAGGAAUUAGAACCGUUAGCCGAAAUGACUGCUAAAGUUUGUAAGGAUAGUAUUUCUCCUACUCAAAGCACAGCACCAUCGAGCAAUCAAGGCAGAUAGUUAUUUUGUAGCCAUAUUUGAUAAAACUAAUAAUUACAAUUUAUUGUAAAAUAACCGAACUUCCAGACAGACAAAGAGGAGAAAACUUUAGGCUCAUUUCAUGUGCGAAUAGAAUAUAGUUUGUGACAUAUUACUAAUUAUAUACCAUUUAAUUAGUUCUCUUUUACCAAGAGAGAAAAGUUACUAAUACGAUGUAUUUUAUUUUUACAAAAUUUUUAUUCUAAUAUAAAUUUACAUUAGAAUGCUUAAAGCAUAGUCAUGGGUGCAAUUUUUAAUAAGCUGUUAUUAUAUAUUUUGCCUAAUUAUUUCAAAAAUUAAUAUAACAAUUGAUAUAUACUCAAUAUUUAUAUCUACAUACUAGUUAAGGCAUUGUAAUACAAAAGUUGAAUCUCAAAUUUCUUUGUUAUGAUAAACAUUUUACAUUUAGAUUGGAAAUGUUUCGUUGAAUCUCAAAUAUUUUAUUUCUUCUAGUUCUUUAGUUGAGUAUCUUUCUCGCGUUGUAAGACAUUGUAUUAGAUAAUUGUAUAUAACAUUGUUCACUUUUCUAAAAAUUAAUUAAGUAAUUUUCGUAUUUUUUAUUUUCUAUAUAUAGAUCUUAUUUGAAUUUAUCAGAUGUAUGAAGACAUUUACCUUCUUUGUGAAAUAUGAUACUAUAAAUAUUAAUUACCCAAGAAAUGUGCAAAAAUUUCAUGAUUACAAAAUGAUAGAAAAUUUGUAAUUAACAAUUAGUAGUUCGAACAUUUAUUCCCCUUGAAAUAUAAAGCUUAUUUAGAUCUGCGCAACAUACAUAAUAAUAAUAAGAUAAUAAAAUUAAAAGAAUAAUGUGUGCAAGAAUGGAUAUUCGAAGAAUAUAAGGCAAACAAACAUUGCCACAAAUUUUUGUAAAUAUAUGCAGGAAAUACAUAUUUC
Molecule: messenger RNA, 1994 nt
Organism: Temnothorax curvispinosus
Lineage: Eukaryota; Metazoa; Arthropoda; Insecta; Hymenoptera; Formicidae
Gene: Mob3
Product: MOB kinase activator-like 3
Exons: 5
Coding region: 378-1085 (235 amino acids)
Biological process (GO): positive regulation of protein phosphorylation; signal transduction
Cellular component (GO): cytoplasm; nucleus
Molecular function (GO): protein kinase activator activity
Source: RefSeq, a predicted model, not a curated record